GGCUCCCCGGCGGGCUCCGUCCGCUGAUAGGCCGCUUCCGCUUUCAGUCAAGCCCCAUUCAUAAAUAAGUCAUGCCUGGGAGGAACCGAUGUAACAAGUAUCGAUAGAUUUCGCUCGCGACGCGCCCGCCACAGCGUUUCUAACUACGCCCAGAGUCGCGCGUGGCUCCCGCGAGUCGCGUUUCCUCCCGCGGCGGACAGCGACGGCGGUGUUUGUCGAUACGCGGAGCAAAUGAGACUGACUUCCGACUGCUGACCCCUUUCUCGAACUGCAAUGACAUGAGCGCUCCAGCAGGAAGCUCGAAUCAUUUCGCGUUUAGAAACAUUGUAGCGCGUCCGCCGAGACUUCUGUCCGCCCGACUGUGAAGGAAUAAUGGAGCGUAUUUGAACCAGCCUUUAACGCAGACGCUGUAGCGCUCGACCCGAUGUUUUAAACGUGCGUCGUGUCCGUCCGUUUGGACGCAUCAAAAGUAAAAUCGCCGUUCCGAAGCCAAAUGGAAAGCUGAACCAUGGCAGCAAAAGAGGACCUGUAUGCCAAAGUCGCUCCGCGGAUGCAGCGGCAGAACCGGCCGGGAACUGUCAAACAUGGAAAUAGUCUGGAUGUUUUGCUGUCAAUGGGCUUCCCUAAAACCAGGGCGCUAAAAGCUCUGGUUUCGACUGGGGGCAGAAAUGUACAAGCAGCCUGUGACUGGUUGUUCUCCCAUGUGGAUGACCCGUUCCUGGACGAUCCUUUACCCAGGGAGUACGUGCUGUACCUAAAACCCAGCGGUCCUCUCCUCAACCAGCUUUCCAACUUCUGGCAGCAGAGCCGCAUCACAUGUGGCAAGAACAAAGCCCACAACAUCUUCCCUCACAUAACCCUCUGCCAGUUCUUCAUGUGUGCAGAUGGCAAGGUAGAUGCCCUCUGUGAAGCUCUGCAGGCAGUGGUGGGUCAAUGGAGAGGUCGUUUCCCCUCCCCGCUCCCCCUGGAGUUUUAUUCAUCCUCAAACUUCAUCGGCCUCUUUGUGGAAGAGAAGGUAGCUGAGGUGAUCAAGAGCUUUGCAGCAGACUUUGCCACUGAGGCGGCUUCCAAAGCAGAUGCUCAUGUGGAGCCCCAUAAAAAGCAGCUUCAUGUAACUCUGGCCUACCACUUCCAAACCAAUCAUCUUGCAUCAUUAGAAAAACUUGCCAAAGGUGUAGACAUAACCCUGGGCUGUGAUUGGCAGGCUGUACUCUUGUCACGGGACAUCCGAUUCGCCAAUCAUGAGACCCUGCGGGUGAUGUACCCUUAUGUGCCUCAGAAUGAUGAUGAACUGGAGCUGGUGCCCGGUGACUUCAUCUUCAUGUCAUCUAUAGAACAGACCACUGCCAGCGAGGGCUGGGUUUACGGGACCUCGAUGAGCACCGGGUUAUCAGGGCUACUGCCAGAAAACUACGUCAACAGGGCAGACGAGUGUGACACUUGGGUCUAUCAUGGGUCUUUCUCUUUCCUUAAUGGAACUCCUCCAACCAAUAUCAGGGGUGCAAUGGGUGGGUUUUUUCUAGAUCCACAUUUGGAUGGUCGUCUCCUUGAUGACCCCAUGCCAUUGGAUCCCCCUAGUCUUGGUGUUAUAUGUCAACCUAUGCAGAUUCUACGACCCAAUCAGUCUCGUUUGCCUAAGAGAACGUUGUUUGUGUGUCGCCAUGGUGAGAGAAUGGAUGUAGUGUUUGGGAAACACUGGAUCACUCAGUGCUUUGAUGCCAAAGGUCGGUAUGUGCGGUCAAACCUCAAUAUGCCAGCGAGUCUCCCAGCGAGGAGUGGGGGGUACAGGGACUAUGAUAAGGACUGUCCUAUCACUGUGUUCGGAUCCACACAGGCUCGUCUAGUCGGGGAGGCUCUCCUGGAAAGUCAUACAGUGGUAGACUUUGUGUACUGUUCUCCGUCUCUGCGCUGCGUGCAAACAGCUUAUAAUAUCCUCAAAGGUCUUCAAAAGGAUGGGAAGACUAAAAUCAGAGUUGAGCCGGGGUUGUUUGAGUGGACUAAAUGGGUGUCGGGAACCUCAUUACCUGCCUGGAUUCCUCCUGCAGACCUGGCAGCUGCAAACCUUAGUGUGGAUACAACAUACAGACCUCAUAUUCCUGUCAGUAAACUGGCCGUGUCAGAGUCCUAUGAAACAUACAUCAGUCGCAGCUUCCAAGUGACGCGUGAAAUACUGUCGGAGUGCAAUAACCUGGGAAAUACAGUGCUGAUUGUGGCCCAUGCUUCCUCUCUGGAGGCUUGCACGCGGCAGAUACAGGGACUGACCCCACAGAACUCUAAAGACUUCGUGCAAGUGGUCAGAAAGAUACCUUACUUAGGCUUUUGUGCUUGUGAGGAGAUGGGCGAGACAGGUGUUUGGCAGCUUGUGGAUCCCCCCAUCCUGCCCCUCACCCAUGGGCCCAAUCACAGCUUUAACUGGAGAGAAACACUGCUGCAAGACUGAGAGCCUCAGCAACUUCUACCCACUCUGCUCUUCCUCCAAAGGCAACAGAGACGUGCUUACAGUUACAUCAUCACAGAUCUGCAUUAUAGCACUGUAAACGACUCAAGCUUCCAUAGCCACGUUCUUGCACUGCUGCAGUACACCUCACCGACCCCGUCUUAAUAUAUAAAGCAUAAGAGCAGUAAUAUUUGCGAUAGCUAAUCCAUAACGCCAUUUUCCGGCCUGCAGGCAAGCUGCGGCAGAACACAUGCAUCCAACUGUAGCCCAGACGAAACUAAAAAUCUGAGCGCUUCAAAGACACGCGUCAAACACAGGAUGUAAUACACAGCGAUAAACUCAGGUUUCCUGCCUCAGUGAGGAGGAAAUAGUGUGCAAAGUUGAUGAGUCAUCAUCCAAAACUUCCAAAAUGGAUGCCGCUGGUCUCUCCGAACCCUUUGCAAACUCCAUUUUCCUAGACUCUGUAGGGGAGCGAGACUUCUCCCUAUUACACUGUGAAUCAAAUAGACAUGCACAACCUAUUGCAUCAAGAUUUUCCCAAUUACACCUGCUACAAGCCCGCUCACCAACCUCCUGAAAGCACAAGAAUAUAAUCUGGCAAUCAGAUAGACUCAGACCAAGCAGCUUUAAAGUAGUUUAGAAAUGGAUUUGGUGGACAGCACAUUCGUCCUGUGCCUUGCUGUCAUGCUGCUACUGUUAAACACUUUGCAACUAUAGGACACUUUGGGAGGACUGUUAGUUAGGGCUUAUUUGGACACAGUAUUUAAAGAUGUACUGUCAGGCUUUCCGCGUGUAGGAUCGAUGAUAAAUAAGAGAUGAUAGACCCAGUAAGGAUGUCAUCAAAAGGCAGUGCCACAAAUGGUUUCAGUUUCUUAAGCAGCGGCUUAAAUGAUGUUACGUGCAGCUUUUACGCUGAACGGCGAGCUUUACUUUCUGAGCACUUGAAAAAAGCGAACCAAACAGGAAAGAAUGCUUCAACAAUGUAAAGAAUUGUACAUUAACGCAUAACGUGUCUGUAUAUACUAAGUAACAAAGUAAAAUCCAUUUGACGUGUUUCACCUUUAAAUGGAAAAAAUAUAAUUGCAUUUAUUUAUGUAUUCAUGAGAUAGUUGUAAAGAGAAUAUGUUGGUGCUUCAGGUUUUUUUUUUUUUUUUUUUGUUCGUUUGUUAUUUCCUGUUAUUGGAAUAGAGAAACCAAGCCAUAGCAAAUGAUGAUAUAAAUCACUAUAUAAUGCAGUGUUUCUCUACACUCAGAGCACUUGCAUAAGCAUAUCUGUUACAAUUACUGUAAUAUGCCAUCUGUGUUCCCUGAACUUCAUAACUAUUUUAGCCCACCUAUGGUUUGACAUUUAAUGAUGAUAAGGAGGAGGCAUGCAUAAUGAGAUGUGCAAUGCACUGCGGUAUCUUGCUAUAGUUUUCAACAUUUGCUCAUAUAGUGCAUUUACAUAAAGAUAAAUGUUAUGUUUUUUCUUUUUUUUUUUUUUUUUUUUUUUUUUUUUUCUGUUAAGGUUAAGAGUUGAUCUCUCGCCUAAAUGGUUCCUGUUAGGGGAUGAAAGGGACAGUUUUACCCAAAACGUCUUUCCGAACUUGUCUAUUGCAUGUCAGACAUAGAAAAAAAGCAGACAAUGAAACUGUCAAUAAGAAAUAAAUAAGUAAAAGCAGCAGAUGCACUAGAUCAAUUGUUUUUUUUUUUUUUUCUACAGUCUAAUGAAGUGAAGGAAGAGAAUUUUUCUCUAGCUGGUUUAGCCAUGUUGUUAGGUUGCUUUCACAGUUCACAAUUUUGACGAAGCUGUGUAUCCAUAGCCAUGGUAUAAAUCUAUUUUGUAUAUAUUUGGGCCACGCUUUCAAUACAUUGAGAGUAAAUGAGAACUUGUGUGUCUGCGUAUGACUACUAUACUUUUUUUUUUUUUUUUUUGAGAUCAAAACGUUCUUAGAAAUGUCUUCAACUUAACGAUCCAACUGCAUUUAUAGCUAACAGCCCACUCAAAGGGAAGUAAUACGUUAAACUAUUUUUUGAUACUUGUGCAUCAAGUGACUAUUUACUAUAAUUGCUUUCUGAUUUUGCAUUCCGUGAUUUGGACCAGAGCUGAUGUGAGCAAAUUUUGACUAAAGUUCUCGGUUUUGGGUGUACUAUCCCUUUCAAACAUUUCAGAUUACGGGGAGUCUGAGGCAAAUCUGUCUUCAUUCGUUUGGCAUUUUCCAGCUCAUCAGUAACAUAACCUUCUAAAAGCUUCCUACUCGUGAAUUUAAGCGAGACAGCACAUGCGACUUUGUGGAGAUUUCUAAUUAGCCAAGCCAGUGUAAGUGUGUGUGGGUGUGGUUGAGUGUUUGCUCAUGUGCUAGAAGAUGAAAAUGCUGUUCUGCCAUAAAAAGUAAUGACCUUAUUAAAUCAUCCUCGUCUGCUAUUACAACAUGUCUACCGUGAAUAGAUCCUUGUUCUUCCAAAUAACACACAAGCAUCAUGUGUAUAAGUAUCUGUUACCGCAGAGGGUUGAAUGAGUGCAGCUUGACAAAAGCUGAUCCAUGACUGUGUUUGAUUCCUUGAGAGGUAACACCGUCACUGUACGUUUUCAGAAGCAUGCUAUGUGCGCGACUUCUUCUGAUUGUUUGAAAAGGAAUGGGGGUGGAAUAUGAGCCAAAGUGCUUUAUUUUUUUUUUUUUUUUUUUUUUUUUUUUUUUUUUUUUUUAGUUAUUAUUUUGUUCCCCAGAGGCAGAAUUAAUUAUUUUUAAUACAUGUACUUUAAGCAUAUUCUGACCAACAAUUAGCGUUUUGGCCAUGAGGGUUUGUGUUCGUCCUAAUGAAUCACGAGUUGUUUUAUAUGCCCUACUGAUCAGUGACCGGGGAAAUCAAUAAAUACACAAAACAGUAAGAAAUAUAACCAGUGUAUUACAGAUUGUUAUUUUUACUCUGUAUUUUAAUUGUUAUUUCUCCUCCCUGAAAUGAGUCAUGUUUAGUUUAUAUAAGACUUUAUGCUUUUAUUCAGGUCAUCUAAUUUAUUUAAAGUUAUUCAAGUUUUUCCUUGGGGGCAUUUUAGCAGCUUGAAAAUUAUCCUUGCAUGCCCAAGAAGAAAAUGCAAAUGUAACACCUCCAUAGUGAAAAGUUGUACAUGAAAUGAAUGCACAAACCAUAUGUUAUAGUUCAGCGCUCAAAAAUUUGAAUAGAGAUUCCAAAAGCAUAUGUGACAUUCCUCCACAAAGCUACCUUUUUAAGUACGAUUGUUGACUUUUAUUUUAAAAAUUUAUUUUAAUGCGUAAUGUUCGUAAAGCAUGUUUGCAAAUAAAUCUUUUGUCAUCCUGCA
Messenger RNA from Puntigrus tetrazona (Sumatra barb), 5735 nucleotides. RefSeq names its product ubiquitin associated and SH3 domain containing Ba (gene ubash3ba). Gene Ontology annotation, molecular function: protein binding. The transcript is spliced from 14 exons. The record is from RefSeq and is a predicted model, not a curated record. Bases 509 to 2440 code for a protein of 643 amino acids. Lineage: Eukaryota; Metazoa; Chordata; Actinopteri; Cypriniformes; Cyprinidae.